Fusarium verticillioides 7600 is the source of this 1809-nucleotide messenger RNA. RefSeq lists its product as hypothetical. Bases 211 to 1098 code for a protein of 295 amino acids. The record is from RefSeq and is a predicted model, not a curated record. Gene Ontology annotation, cellular component: cytoplasm. Lineage: Eukaryota; Fungi; Ascomycota; Sordariomycetes; Hypocreales; Nectriaceae. The transcript has 2 exons.
UGCCAAUGUGUGUGAGAGUGUGUGCGCGCCUCUAGUGUCUCGUGUCUCCUCGGGCUUGAAUUGCCCGACGAAAAAAGAAAGCAAUUGACUGACAGUGACACCCGACACUCAAUCAUCCUAUGGCUGCGCUAUCAAUACCCAUACCGUACUAUCGUUCUCACUCCCAUGCCCUGUACAUGCGCAGUAGCUUAUUCAUAUCUUGAUUGAAUCAUGGCUCCCCACUUCAUCGACGACAAAACUGAGAUUUGCCUCCCCUUCAUCCUCUCUCAGCUCAAACUCCACCGCGAAGAGUCUCCCGACCGCCCCUUUGUCAUCGGCCUCAACGGUAUUCAGGGCGCCGGCAAGUCGACCCUUGUCAAGGCAUUGAGCAAGGCUCUCGAGAGCCAGCAAGUGCCCACCCUUGUCUGUAGCAUAGAUGAGUUCUAUCUCACUCGCCAGGAUCAGGUUGCCCUCGCUGAAGCUCACCCUGACAAUGCCCUUGUUCAGCAUCGUGGGGAGCCUGGAACUCACGACUUGCCUCUCCUCAAAUCCUUCUUUGAGGCAUUACUAAGAGGAGAGCCUACAAAGCUGCCCAAAUACGACAAAGCCAUCAAAGGCGGUCAAGGUGAUCGCCUCCCAGAGUCUGAAUGGCUUCCUGUGAAUCAGCCAGGCCAGGACAAGAUCCAGGCCAUCAUUUUGGAGGGGUGGUGUGUAGGCUUCCGUCCUCUGACCCGUGAGGAUGUUGAGGCGAGGCUCAACAUGCCCAACCGAACUCUCAAACAACAUAAACUUGAGGACCUUCUAUUCGUAAAUGAGAAGCUCGCUGAGUAUGACUCCGUCACAGAUUCCUUCGACGCAUUCAUUCAAAUCGACGCGGAAGAUCUUGGCUACGUCUACGGUUGGCGAUUGGAGCAAGAAGACCACUUGCGCGAGGAAAGGGGUGACCCGGAAGCAGGCAUGACAUCUGUGGAGGUGGUCAAAUUCGUUGACGGAUACUAUCCUGCUUAUGAGCUCUAUACUGAUAGGAUGAGAAAAGGAGUUCUGGCCAACCGACCUGGCCGUCAAUUGAGGAUGGUAGUAGGCCGCGACAGAAAAGUAAAACAUGUCCGACGAGUAUAAAAAGGGGGACACAGCAAAUGAUCUCACCUCCACUCACACCCGAACAAACCAAACACAACAAACCUUCACGACAGACUAAUGAUCCAUUUACGACCCUGAACCGGUUUCAGCGAAAUGAUAUAUUAUUUCAUCAAAGAUGUGACCAUCGUAGCGAAUCUAAAAAAACAUUUCCCCUGUAUGUGAGCUCAUAUCUGCUCUAGGGUGUCUUGCGAACCUCAUGGAUAUCUCACGCUCUGGUAUCGAGUAAAUCAGACUCCGGCACAAUGCAUUCAUAUCGGUCGUAAACUCAUUUCCCGAAAAACGAAAAACCAACGACUCUGUCCAUACGCCACGCAUAAUCUAUGCAGUUUUAUCCUCCACUACUCGCUGGCCAUCCUGCUUCAUCUUAGAGAGCUUUCGGUCAAUGGCCUGUGUCUUGAGACGGACAGCUUCUUCACGAUCGGCUGCUUCUUGUUCGAACUCCUGAAUGAUUUUGCGCUUCUGUCUUCUUGAAUCCAGAAGUUUUUGCAUGAGUGCACUGAACUCAUGGACAAACCAUUCUCCCGAGGUUUCCCAAUUUUCCAUCGACAUAUUGGAAAACAGGUCAUGCUGUUCCUUUUCACCCAGAUGACGAAAAUGCUCGAGUUUAUCUUCCAAAUUGCCAGCAUUAACUCCAGUAACCUUCUGCCCAUCCUUGGAAGGGUCAAAGUCGAAAGGCUGCUGCCGAAGGGA